Molecule: messenger RNA, 1815 nt
Organism: Brassica rapa (field mustard)
Lineage: Eukaryota; Viridiplantae; Streptophyta; Magnoliopsida; Brassicales; Brassicaceae
Source: RefSeq, a predicted model, not a curated record
UAAAGUCUUUAGAGUUGAGUUUUCUGCUAGAUACGAGAGGAUCAAAAACAUAGCUAUAUCCAAAAAGAUGAUCGGAAGAGAUGCUGCUUCGAUUCCCAACGUUGACUUACCACCUACAACGGCGGGAUCACGAGUUUCAGCAUCGUUGCCAUACCGACGGAAAGGUCUUGUUAACGCCCGACAGGGAGAUGUUUUCUACGGCGAAGAUGACGUGGCAGAUUUGAUGUUUAGAGAAGACGAAGUGGAACAAGACUCGGUGAUGAGAGCUUACAGAAGUGACGAAGCUAUGAGAUCUAUUCAAGAUACGAGAAGACGAGAAAGAAGAAGAAGCUUCUUUUGCUUUGAAUGUUUCGACUUUCUCAUACUUGUUUUCUCUAGAAAUAGGAACUAAUUAACAUACAUCUUGUAAAUUCUACUAGUCUUUUCUUGUUAGCGUUUUAAUUCAUCCAAAUUUAAUUAAAAACCAAAAAAGUUAUUUUAAAUUGAUUGACAAUUUGAUGAUAUGAACGACAAGAGUUUUUAUAAUUACUGUUAUUUAUAACAACAGACAUUGCAAAUACAUAUGUGCGUUCAACGUUGACUAGAAAUUUGAAACCAGAGGUAGAUUUUACAACAGGUUACAAAUACCUUAAGUGGUUCUCUUUGGCGUCGACUUGUGAGCUUCGUUUGUUUUAUUUGCUUACUUCUUUCUUUCAUACCUUCUCUUGAUCAUGUUGGUUUAUCUCUUCGUUUUAUUUUUCGUCCUCUGGUUUGUAUUGAUUUCAUUAUGUGGGUUUGUGCUUUUCUCUUGUUUUGGAGGAUUUGGUCUUGCCGGUAUCCAAAAACGAAUUACCCAAAAUUACAUGAAUUGCCAAAAAUAUCCAUGAUUGUCCGAAUUUUAUUAUCAGAGAUUAUCCGUAUAUUUUCAUUUGGUAUAUCCAAAACUACCUGUGUUACUUGAUAUUUUCAUCCGAGGAGAAUUUUAAUCUGAAAUAAUCGGAAGUGCUCUAUAUUCUUACACGAACUAUCUACAAUACAUGAGGAAGAGAUUUUUUAUCUUAAAUAGUCAGAAUUACUUUAUAUUUUCUUCCGAACAUCCGAAGUUCCGAACAAUCCAAAAAGGAAGGGGAGUGUCUUUCCAAGAAGGUGAUUUUGAUGUCUACACAGGGCCGGGCCUGAUAUAUGUAGACCCAGAAGCAACUAAAAUUUAUUUGGCCCUACAAUUUAUUUGACUCAAGCUAAUGCUUGAUGAGCUUGUGCUCAGGCCCGGCCCUGUGUCUACAUAACAUCUUUGAAUAAUCUCGACUUUUUCCUACGAGAAAUACCAUUAUAAAACUUUUACCAUGCGACUUUUCCUAACGAGCUCUAUUGUUUUAUAGGUCUAUCUUCAUCAUCGUCUACUUCAUCUAUUGAACUUCCAGAUGUGCUAGCCCCAUCAAUAUAGGUUAUCGCAUCUAUAUAUUUGAAUGGAUUUGUUUUUAAAGAAUAUUUUUCAUGAUUUUUUUUAGAAUGAUGCAUUCAUUGAUUCCAUGAUGGUAUUGAUGUGAAUGUAUGAUAUAUUAUUUACUGAAAAACGAUAAGCAUUUGUGUUUUAUACAUAUCCAAUUAAGAUACAAUUCAUGGUUUUAGAUACAAUUCUGAGGUAUUUAUUCAAGAGUACAAUAGUUUUUCAAAUCUCAUAUGGUAUAUACUGUCUGUUAGCUUGAGGGGUAGUUUGUAUAGGAUAUAUUUUGUGGUAAGCAGUGGUGAGUAGUGCUUUCCCAGUCACCCCUUCCUAUAUUCCGAUCAAUCCUAAUUUAUCCAAAAAAAAGUCCCAAUAAAACAUCAAUCUUAUAA